Messenger RNA from Entrophospora candida, 2107 nucleotides. The record is from the annotation of a GenBank genome assembly. NCBI's taxonomy places the organism in Eukaryota, Fungi, Glomeromycota, Glomeromycetes, Entrophosporales, Entrophosporaceae.
CUCCCAAGGAUGUUCAAACUAUCAAUGUUGGUACAUCUUCGAAAGUUGAAGGAAAAUCCGAGAAAAAAACAUCGACUUUCCCAAGAGAACCAUCUACAGCUUCUAUGGAGGGUAUUGAGCACGCCGGUGUUGUCUCAUCUACGAAAGACAGAGAGGUUACUUCAACAACUCCAAGCAUUGAAGAAAUCAAAAAGUGGAAGCGAGGAGAUGUUAUAAAUUUUUUGCAAGAGAAGAAAGAAGAGCUUGACCUUGAGGAGGAGGAUAUUGAAAUAAUCAGAAAGAAUAGGGUCACUGGUCAAGGAUUCCUAUGUUUAAACGAAGCAAAACUUAUGCAUGAUGGCUUAACUCAAGGACCAGCAAAAUCAAUCACAUAUUUGAUUAAAACUCUUAAAGGUGAAGAAGAUUUGAGGAACUGUUUAGUAUUGCAAAAUUUACUUAUUUUCAUAACAAUUUUACAUCUGACAACUAUAACUGCAAUAUUGUCUCUUUUUUCACUUCUUAUAUUUCUUAUUAAUAUUGCAGAUCAAAUAUAUCAAACACAAGAUCAUAGGAGUUUGCAGGAGAUUGUAGAAAAUGCAGUGAAUAAAGCAAUGAAAGAAAAACAAUUUGAAGUGAUAAGUGUAUCAAAGCUGAGUGGUACCAAGAUGAACAAAAUUGAGAAAACUAUGGGUUUUGAAAACAUGCGACUUAGUGUCAGAGAUUUUCCAGACUCUUCAGCUAUAGAGUGUGAUGGAUUCAAUUGGGAUAUGGGCAAAGAUGAAGACAAACAAAUGCAGGAUGUCAAAAACUGGUUUAAAAAUGUAUUAAAUUUAGGAGAAUACUAUUCUGUUGAAGAUGUCCAUAAAUCUACAAAAAAAGAAGUAACAUUAAAUAAAGCUUGUACUAUAUUACAGGGUGGAACUGAUAUUUUCAUUGGCCCAAGUCUAACAGGAUGUGUCUAUGUAGAAACAAAGAAAUUGCUCCAAGGAUCAAAAUUAGAAGAAUAUCAAGCUAAAGGAGAACUACUUAUUGCAAAUGCAGAUGUUGCAUUAGAUGUAUUGGUCGUAUUGACAUAUUGCAAUGAAAAGUGGACUAUCUUUUUCAUAACCAAAGUUGAAAAUCCAGUUGAGCAAUAUUUCAUUGUAACUGCAGUAAUUGAUGACCGUGGCAAGGCAUUAAGUAUAAUCAAAUGUUUUGUUUUAGAACAGGGAAGCAAAUUUGAUAGCAUUAUGGGAAUGAAUAAGAGAGAGAGUUUAGAAAAUUUUAUAAAUAUUGAAGGUCCAUUAUCAAAAAAGGCAAAGUUCAGAGAAGCUGUUAUAUUUUGUGAUGAGAGAAUGUUGGAUAUGAUUCCAGAUAUGACAGAAGAUGAAUUAUUUCGUAUGAAAAUGAGGUGGGAAUUAAAGAUGCUUGAAAAAUCAGCUAAUAUUGAUGAGAAACCUAUUAUACAACAGUACAUAUCAGCUUUUAGUGAUGAUUACAAAAAUCAUGAACCAUCUGAAAGUGGAAGAGCUGGUAGAAGUGGUGCACAGGCAAGAAUUAUUAUAUUUUAUUCAAAAAGUGAAUUAAAACUUUUAUAUUGGAUAAUUUCAGAAAAAAGAGAAUAUAUAAGUGAAGAAGAGACAAUUGAGAGAAAAAUUUGCCUUGAACAAAGUCUUGAAAAACUUAAUGAAGUCAUGUAUUUUUGUGAAGAAAAAUACAAAUCAAUGGAUAAUCCUGAAUUGAUUAAUAUAACUUCAGAUGCAAUCAGAAUUGCUAAUAUUGUUGAAAAAAUGAAAGAAGAAUUUGAUGAUGUGAUUACUCAUGAUGAUAUAAUUGGUGUUUUCCUUCAACUAAAAAACAAAAAAUUGAUAAACAAAAAAUUAAAUUCACUUACAAUAUAUAAUGAUAGUACUAUUAGAAAUUCAUGUCAAGCAACCCAUUUGCUAGAUGAUUUAAUAACCAAAAAAAUAAUUUGUGAAGUUAAGUUGUAUAAAUCAAGUGUUGGAUUUUGGACACUAGAUUCAAAAAUUGUAGGCAUUGCAGAAGAGGCAGAAUCAAUGAUUUAUUCUACUUUGUGGAAUUAUUAUUUGAAAUUAUUAUAUUUUAUUUUAUGUGAUAACACCGAUUUUAACAUUAGGAAAUUUAUAAG